Propithecus coquereli (Coquerel's sifaka) is the source of this 1579-nucleotide messenger RNA. It is a transcript of the gene ZBTB34, whose product is annotated as zinc finger and BTB domain containing 34. Gene Ontology annotation, biological process: regulation of transcription by RNA polymerase II. The record is from RefSeq and is a predicted model, not a curated record. Gene Ontology annotation, molecular function: RNA polymerase II cis-regulatory region sequence-specific DNA binding; DNA-binding transcription factor activity, RNA polymerase II-specific; protein binding. The transcript is spliced from 2 exons. NCBI's taxonomy places the organism in Eukaryota, Metazoa, Chordata, Mammalia, Primates, Indriidae. The coding region runs from base 65 to 1579 and encodes 504 amino acids.
CGGCGGCGGAGGGGGCGCCGCGGGCGGGCGAUGUGAGCGCUGCGCUCUGAGCAGAGUACGCUUCAUGUCAGUAGAAAUGGACAGCAGCAGUUUUAUUCAGUUUGAUGUGCCCGAGUACAGCAGCACCGUUCUGAGCCAGCUAAACGAACUCCGCCUGCAAGGGAAACUAUGUGACAUCAUUGUCCACAUUCAGGGUCAGCCGUUCCGAGCCCACAAAGCAGUCCUUGCUGCCAGCUCCCCAUAUUUCCGGGACCAUUCAGCAUUAAGUACCAUGAGUGGCUUGUCAAUAUCAGUGAUUAAAAACCCGAAUGUGUUCGAGCAGUUGCUUUCUUUUUGUUACACUGGAAGAAUGUCCUUGCAGCUAAAGGAUGUUGUCAGUUUUCUGACUGCAGCCAGCUUUCUUCAGAUGCAGUGUGUCAUUGACAAGUGCACGCAGAUCCUAGAGAGCAUCCAUUCGAAAAUCAGUGUUGGAGAUGUCGACUCUGUUACUGUCGGUGCUGAAGAGAAUCCCGAGAGUCGUAAUGGAGUGAAAGACAGCAGCUUCUUUGCCAACCCAGUUGAGAUCUCCCCUCCAUAUUGCUCUCAGGGACGGCAGCCCACUGCAAGCGGUGAUCUCCGGAUGGAGACAACCCCCAGCAAAGCUUUGCGCAGCCGCUUACAGGAGGAGGGGCACUCAGACCGCGGGAGCAGUGGGAGCGUUUCUGAGUACGAGAUUCAGAUAGAGGGGGACCAGGAGCAAGGGGACCUGCUGGUGAGGGAGAGCCAAAUCACCGAGGUGAAAGUGAAGAUGGAGAAGUCUGACCGGCCCAGCUGUUCCGACAGCUCCUCCCUGGGUGAUGAUGGGUACCACACCGAGAUGGUUGACGGGGAACAAGUCGUGGCAGUGAACGUGGGCUCCUAUGGUUCUGUGCUCCAGCAUGCAUACUCCUACUCCCAAGCAGCCUCACAGCCAACCAGUGUAUCAGACGCUUUUGGAAGUUUGAGUAAUUCCAGCCCAUCUAGGUCCAUGCUGAGCUGUUUCCGAGGAGGGCGUGCCCGCCAGAAGCGGGCUUUGUCUGUCCACCUGCAUAGUGAUCUGCAGGGCCUGGUGCAGGGGUCUGACAGUGAAGCCAUGAUGAACAACCCUGGGUAUGAGAGCAGUCCCCGGGAGAGGAGUGCAAGAGGUCAUUGGUACCCGUACAAUGAGAGGUUGAUCUGUAUUUACUGUGGAAAGUCCUUCAACCAGAAAGGAAGCCUUGACAGGCACAUGCGACUCCAUAUGGGAAUCACCCCCUUUGUGUGCAAGUUCUGUGGGAAGAAGUACACACGGAAGGACCAACUGGAGUACCACAUCCGGGGCCAUACUGAUGAUAAACCAUUCCGCUGUGAGAUCUGUGGGAAGUGCUUUCCAUUCCAAGGUACCCUCAACCAGCACCUGCGGAAAAACCACCCGGGUGUCACCGAAGUCAGGAGUCGCAUUGAGUCCCCGGAGAGAACAGAUAUGUAUGUGGAACAGAAACUAGAAAAUGAUGCAUCGGCCUCGGAGAUGGCCCUAGAUUCCCGGAUGGAAAUUCACACAGUGUCUGACGCUCCCGAUUAA